ACCGAGGCCGCGUGAGCAGUUCCACUUGAGAUGUCAAACUUAGCUCGGCGGACGGAAGCGGCGGAAAGGCAGGUGCAGCCCACGGCACCAGCUCUGGCGUCCUUCCAGUCUCUUUGACUUUGACCUCUGACCCCUCCUGAGGAUGCCAACGCCGAAACUGGCACAUCCAUCAUGGGUCCCCUGUGGAGUCCCCUCCCUCGCCGGCCUGGACAAAGGAGGCGGGACCCGCAGGACGGCCAGGCUCCGAGGGGGAGGGGCUUCAGCAUCAGCGCAGCCGCUGGACGGAGCCAGGAGCCGGAGGAGAGCAGCUCUGACAGACCCGCCGCAGACUACAACGAUGAGAUCCGCAGGCCGCCGACCAUCCUCACCCAGCCGGAGUCAGUCACCGUCUUCAGCGUGGAAGACCUGGUCAUGAGAUGCGAGGCCUCUGGAAGCCCUCCUCCCAUUUUCCGCUGGAGCAAAGACGGGGAGGAGUUUGACCCGAGCAACGACACAGAGCUGAAGGUGUCGGAGAGCCCCAGCACCUUCGCCUUCUACACGCUCAGCAACACCAUGGAGCCUCUGAAGAAGUACCAGGGCACCUACACCUGCUUCGCCUCCAAUGACCUCGGCACCGCCGUCUCUGCUGACGCCGUCCUGCGGAUCGAAGUUCCACCGUCGCAGCAGAAGGAGAAGAAGAUGCAGGUGAUGGAGGCGGAGGAGGGGCGCAGCCUGGUGCUGAACUGCAACCCCCCCCAGAGCUCCAUGGAGCCCAUCAUCCACUGGAUGGACCAGAGUUUGCACCACAUCCAGCUGAGCGAGCGAGUGAUGGCGGGGAGAGAUGGAAACUUGUAUUUCGCCAACUUGGAGCCCAAGGACUCCAGAAACGACUACACCUGCAACGUGCAGUACCUGGCCACCCGAACCAUCCUGGCCAAGGAGCCCAUCUCUCUGACCGUCACCCGCUCCAACUCGGUGCUGAGGAAUCGAAGGCCUCACAUGAUGCGACCGUCUGGAGCCCACAGCACUUACCAGGCUCUCCGGGGCCAGACGCUGGAGCUGGAGUGCAUCGUCCAAGGCCUACCCACUCCAAAAGUGUCCUGGCUCCAGAAAGACGGUGAGAUGUCGGAGAGCCGGACGUCCCGCAGGAUGUCCGACCGCCGUCUGCUCUUCACCAACAUCUCUGAGGCUGACACCGGAGAGUAUCAGUGCAUCGCCUCCAACUCUCAGGGGAAGAUCACUCACACCUACUCGGUCUUUGUGGAAGCUGCCCCCUACUGGACCAAAGAGCCAAAGAGUCAGCUGUAUGCCCCUGGUGAGACGGUCAGACUGGACUGCCAAGCUGACGGGAUCCCCACGCCAGUCAUCAGCUGGACCAUCAACGGAGUGCCUCUGUCAUCCACUGCCAAGGAGCCCCGACGAACUCUGACCUCAGGCGGGUCUCUGAUCCUGAAUGACGUGAACUACGGAGACACGGCCGUCUUCCAGUGCCGGGCCUCCAACAGACACGGAGCCAUCGUCACCAACGCCGUCGUCCAUGUCAUCAAAAUUCCUCCUCAGAUCCUGACGGACGACGCCAUCACCUACACCUUCAUCGAGGGCAGCGACGCCCUCCUGGAGUGUGACAACUUUGGAUCCCCCAAACCCAAGGUCACAUGGGUGAGCAGCAGCACGUCCUCUCUGCUCGCGGACUCCAGGUUCAACCUGCUCACCAGCGGGGGUCUGGAGAUCUGGAACGUCAGCCGUGAAGAUGUGGGUCUGUACACCUGCUCGCUGCAGAAAACCAGCCUGUUCAUCAGUGCGGAGCUGCAAGUGCUCAACCGCACCGUCAUCCUGUCGCCGGCGCAGGCUCUCAGGGUUCAGCGAGAGGAGAGCGCCGUCUUCACCUGUCUGGCCGUCGCCGACCUCAAACUGGACCCGCCGCAGAUCCAAUGGAGGAAGAACAACCAGAAGCUGUUUGUGAAGAGGAACGAUGAGAAGUACCAGAUGGAGGGCCCCAACUUGAUCGUGGUGAACACCACUCCAGAGGACGAAGGCCUCUACACGUGUCAGGCCAUCACCAACAUGGACAAGGCUGAGGUCAACAACACACUCAUCGUCUAUGACCGGCCCGACCCCCCCUCAGCCCUCCAGAUCAGCGAGAGCAAACACAGACGCCUGACUCUCAGCUGGACUCCGGGAGACGACCACCAGAGUCCAGUUCAAGAGUUCCUGGUGGAGUUUGAGACCCAGGAAGCCAAAGAUGGGGAGUGGGAGGAGCUGAAGAGAGUGGGCGGCGGCUCGCCCAGCACCUCUCUCUCCCUCUGGCCCUUCAUGUCCUACCGCUUCAGGGUCACUGCAAUCAACGAGGCCGGCAAGAGCGCCCCCAGCAGGCCGUCCGAUCUUCACCGCGUAGCUGCAGAGGCCCCGGACAUGAACCCCGCAGACGUCCGCAGCGAGUCCACCGACCCCGACACGCUGCUCAUCACCUGGGAGGAAAUGGACCAGCGCAACUUCAACGGGCCCGACUUCAUGUACCGCGUCAUGUGGCGGCGCGUGCUCGGAGAGGGACCCGACUGGCACAGCAACUACACCACGGCACCGCCGCUGCUGGUCACCGGCACCGGAAACUUCUCCGCCUUCGAGAUCAAAGUGCAGGCGGUCAACAGGAAGGGGGACGGGCCUGAUCUGGACCCGGUGAUCGGCUACUCUGGGGAAGAUGUCCCGCUGGAGGCCCCAAUGGAUGUCGCCGUGGAGAUGCUGAACAGCACGGCCAUUGAGGUGACGUGGGCCGCCGUGGACCAGUCCACCGUCCGGGGCCGGCUGCUGGGCUACAAGAUUCAUCUGACCCGGGUCGGGACCCGGGGCCACCUCAGGGGCCGGCGGGCCCGAGAGCCCACGCUCACAGUGCUGACCGGAGCCGGCGAGCAGAAGAAGGUGAUCGCCAACCUUCGACCGUACUCGCGCUACAAGCUGGCGGUCAACGUCUUCAACAGCAAAGGAGAUGGGCCCCCGUGUGAGACCCUCGGCUUCGACACCGAGGAGGGAGCUCCCGGUCCGCCCGACUCCUUGACCCUGGAGAGUCCGUCUGAGUCCGAGAUGACGCUGCGAUGGAGCCCGCCCAGCCAGCCCAACGGCAUCCUGCUGGGGUACGAGCUGCAGUACCAGCGCAUCUCAGAGAGCGACAACAGCCCCACGCAGGUGGAGAACAUCCACGACCCUGCCGUCAGCCACCUCAGCCUGAAGGGCCUGGACCGCCACAGCCACUACCGCUUCUACUUGAGGGGGCGCACCGCUGCGGGGUACGGGGAGGCCGCGGUGAAGGAGGGCGCCACCACGCUGGAGGGAGCUCCUCCGGCCAACAUCUCCGUGUCUGUGGGGGAAAACUACGCCAACUUCAGCUGGACGUCCAAGAAGAGACACCGCAGCGUCCACUUCCAGAUCCACUACCUCAGGAAGAGCGCUCCUGGCGACUGGAGGACCGUGGACAAGGUCAACUCCGCUCACUCCUUCUACCAGCUGCAGGGGCUGGUGCCCGGAUCCCACUACCACCUGCGCUUCACCUACAGCAACAAAACCUUCUGGGACAGCGACGUCCAGAUCGAAGGCAGCGGAGUGAGGGAGGUGCAGCAGGGCUUCGCCACCAAGGGCUGGUUCAUCGGUGUGGUCAGUGCCGUGGUGCUGCUGCUGCUCGUCCUGUUGAUCCUCUGCUUCAUCAGGAGGGGCAAAGGAGGGAAGUACUCAGUGAAAGACAAAGAGGAAGGUCCGAUGGACUCAGAAGCUCGGCCGAUGAAGGACGAGACGUUCGGAGAGUACAGAUCUCUGGAAAGUGACCUGGAGGAAAAGCGUGCGGCCAGCCAGGCGUCCCUGUGCCACGACAGUAAACUGUGCAGCCAGGACGCUGACCCGGACAAGGACCUCUUUGGAAGUAGCGCUCUGACCACCGAGGUCAACCUGGACGAGUCCCUGGUCAGCCAGUACAGCCGGCCCAGCGAGGGCGCCGACCGCUCGCCGCUCAACUCCGCCAACAACGGCCUGUCGGUCACCUUCCUCGAGUAAGACCCCGCCCCCCCCGAAUCCUGCUGCCCCCUCCCCCGCCCCGGUGUUGUUGUCCCCUCAGACCCGACUGUCCAGGUGCUGCUGCAGCCAUCUGACCGACCGGACCCUCCUGACCAAAGCAGAGUCCAGCAGUGGACCAGUCUGACUGACCAGAGACGCAGGAACUCUGACGUGGAGACGCCCCUCCCCCACGCCACCCCGACAUUCUCCACAUCAGUGACACGGUGAAGGCCCUUCACUUGAGAACAAAAUCUAAUCUCAGUUCUGGAUUCAUUCAGGUCAGUCAGAGUUAAAUGAAUUAGAUCUCCAGGUUCAUCAUGUGCGAAUUCAAAUUCAAGGUCGGGACUCAGAGUUAGUUCUGGAUGGGCAACUUAAUCCACUGGGAUGAAGGUUAGAUAGAAGGUUCGAUCUGUUCACAACUUACUCCAGAAUCUAGUCAAGUCAACGUCCGAGCGACAGCCUGGAGUCUAGGCGUGAAGUUCACCUGACGAGGAUCGGCUCCUGCGAGUCUGAGGCCACCCGGUCAGGAGGUCCUGACGGACGACGACUGGGUUUUGUUCUGGAGCGCGUGGCCGUCACCGUGUCGGACUUUUCUGAGGUCGUCUCCGCGGAAACAGAAUGUUGUAGAGUAGAAACGUCGGAGCAUUGUAGGAGUCCGAGACCCAGCUCCCGCUGGAGGACGAUGAUGUCAUCAGGUCAACCUUGUUUCUCAGUUUUCAAAAGACUCGGAUUGUAACUGUCCCACCUUUUUUAUACGGCUGUGUUUGAAGCGUUUAUUUUCACGUCGUGAACUUUGUCAGCAACAUCCCGGAGCAGCAGCAGCGAGCUGGUGCUGGAGAGGGUUCAUGAAGGACGUGUCCUGAAGCGACUUCCUUCUGUUUGUACGACUCAGUUGGGACCUGUCUUUAUUUCAUGGUGUAACGUGUUGCAUUAAUUAUUCCUUCUACAUUUAGACAAUGAGUUCUAUCAUGAAGCAAUGAGUUGAAUCUACUCAGUUUUUUUUUCUGGAUUAAAAAGAGCUGUCAUGACGUCUGUUUGCCACUGGUGGCGCUGUGGCGUGACGUCACUCAAGCCUUCAUGAACCCUCUGAACUGGGGCCAGAGUUCCUCCUCGGGUGUUGUUGGAUGCUUUCAGGUGAACUUGCUGUGAAACUGCUGAGUAGCAUCUGUGUACAUAGCCGCGUCCGCGUCCAUAUAUCGAGCCAUACUUACAGUAUUCUAGAAACGUCCAUGCUGUUCUGAGUUCCUGUGCCUGCCGGGUGAUGACGUCAUCACUCCCUCGCCUUCCCGCCUCAAGGUCGGAGAGCAUUUUCAUUUUGUAGUCUGCUGUAGCCUCGUCUGUGUCUCUUUCUACUCCGCAUCCAGCCGCCGUCCUCCGUCGCGCACCUGCUCACCUCUUGCCGCCAAAUCGUUCUGGAAGCAGUAUUUAGCAGAAUGGCUCCUCAAAUGUUAUUUUUCAUCGAUGCAACAGAUGUUAUGAUGCCGGUUCAUGUAUAAUAAAGACUAACAGUUGGUAUUUACACGCCGAGCGGCUUCUUUCUGGGUGGGGUCUCUGAGUCCGAGACCAGGGGGAGGGUGAUUGUAUGGAGCUGAGCCAGAAGGCCACCCUCUCUCAGGCGAGGAUCCAAGGACGGACCGCUUCAACCUUCACUCGGGUUAAGCAGAAAGUUCUGCCACACUGUGACAAAAAGAAAAGUGGCACUGGCUCACUCGGGCGUCUGGCUUUAUUCAGGUCGUUCACAGAAGCAUAUAACAUGUCGCCCGAAGGAAACCGAGCUGAGCCAGAAGCCGGAGGGCUCGGCCUCAGCGGGAGCAGGUGUUGAACUGCAGGAAGUACUCGUUGCUGGGUCUGUUGGUGUACAGCUUCUGGUUCAGGAACUCCUGGCUGUGGAGACAAGAGACGUGGGUCAGGCUCCCGUGCUCGGCGCCGGGCCGCUGUGACCCCAACCCACUGUGC
Messenger RNA from Synchiropus splendidus (mandarinfish), 5973 nucleotides. RefSeq names its product L1 cell adhesion molecule, paralog a (gene l1cama). Gene Ontology annotation, molecular function: protein binding. Bases 172 to 4017 code for a protein of 1281 amino acids. Lineage: Eukaryota; Metazoa; Chordata; Actinopteri; Syngnathiformes; Callionymidae. The transcript has 30 exons. The record is from RefSeq and is a predicted model, not a curated record. Gene Ontology annotation, biological process: cell-cell adhesion.